UCCAAAGCAAACUAUACUCAUGUGUUGACUUAAUUUUAUAUUAAAUAUACUUUUUCUAUUAUUAAGUUAUUGAGUUUUAAAUAGAUUAUUACAGUGAAAAUGUUGUUAAAGUGCAUUGUUUUGUUGUCGUUAAUAAGUACUGUGUACGCUGACUAUUAUAUUAAUCGUCAAUGCGCCGUGCCUCGCCUGUCGCACGGGAGGGCCAAGAGUAGAUUCAGAAGCAAGAUGAUCAAAUAUAUAUGUCAGACUGGCUAUACUCUCGUCGGCAAUAGGUACUCCACCUGCACGAACGGGCAGUGGGAUACACCUAUACCUAUAUGUGUCAAGCCUGGGUGUAUCGUGCCAAUCCUGAAGCACGGCUUGACGGUACCGUCGGUGGCUGAAGCCUGGGUUGGCUUCUUCUGCAUGCCAGGCUACAAGCUGGUGGGAUCACCGGCCAUAUAUUGCGACGGAAGACAUUGGAAUGCCACUGCACCAACAUGCAUCGAUUCUUCUGUGACGAGCAAUUUGAGCUGCAACUUUGAGAGUCCCGACCUUUGCGGAUGGACGCAGGACGCGUUACAUGACUUCGAUUGGGAAAGACUGAAUAAGAAAACACCUAGCUACUUCCUGUUCACUGGACCAUCAUACGACCACACGUACGGGAAAGAAGGAUCAGGUUACUACAUGUAUAUAGAAAGCUCUUCUCGUGUGGAAAACGACACAGCCCGUCUACUAUCACCGAUAUACGAAGCUCAACUGGCUUACGACGGUUGCUUUGCGUUCUUCUAUCACAUGUACGGCAAAUACACUGGUGGUCUACGGGUCUACCAGAAACCAGAUAGUCUAGGCCUAGAAGAAAUGUUGAGACAGCCAGAAGGUCUCCGGCAGAAAUAUUUACUGUUCGAACAAUGGGGUAAUCAGGGCGACGUGUGGUAUGGGGAGGUCGCCCAGCUGCGAAAUUUUUCGGAUAACUUCCAGAUCGUGGUAGAAGGAAUACGCGGCAAGAAAUUCACCAGCGACAUAGCUAUUGAUGAUGUGGCUAUCCUGCAAGGAGAAAACUGCACUUUGGCGGAGAGUUCGAUCACGACACCGACUGCGUUCCUCCCUGACUCCUGCGAUGGUAGAUGUGUGAACUCCACCGUGCCCCUCCUGAAGCCGCAGCUGGGAUGCUCGUGCCACAUCAACUGCCUCACCGAGGAGAACUGCUGCGCCGACUUUUUCGAGAUCUGUUUUUAUAAUAAUAUAGACUCUACAUUAGACGAUUCUGACCAAAGUUCUACUACCGUAGAAUUACCGCAAACCCAGAAAUUGGUAGCAAAAACCUCAACUCCGCUAACAACGACAACAACUACAGAAGCAACUACAACUAAAAAAAUCAUAACUACUAAACUUGUACCAACUACAGUCAAACCAAAAACGACUACUGUUCCGCAAAAAACAACAAAGAAAGCAGUCACAACCACAACAGAUAGUGCGGUAAAAGUGACUGUUACUGUAUUCCAGAAAGACGAAAUCAAGGACACACCUAAACACGAACCAACAGCAUCAAUUUUUAAAUUAACUAGUACAACAACACUAACACCUGCGACAAAGAAAUACACAACGAAAACGACUAAAGUAGUAAACAAAUUUACGACAUUGAAACCUAUAACUAAAGCGCCAAUCAAAAAACUUACAACAAAUAUUCCUGGUGCUACAAAAGCUUUACGAGACACUGGAGGCAAAAAAGGCAGUGCAGACGUGUUUGGCAAACCGCCAGAGAAGAAACAAGGUUCCGGCUGGAAAACCUUCGCUAUCACUGCAGUGGCUCUAUUGUGCUGCGCGGGCCUACUAUGGGUGGCCGUAGGAGCGCGGGGGGCGCGGGGGCGCGCGGCGCUCGCCUACCUGCGCGGGCGCGUGCGACACGACCCUGAAGUACGCUACCUACACUCAUCGGCCAACGACGAAGACUAAUAAAGC
Molecule: messenger RNA, 1941 nt
Organism: Chilo suppressalis (striped riceborer)
Lineage: Eukaryota; Metazoa; Arthropoda; Insecta; Lepidoptera; Crambidae
Source: the annotation of a GenBank genome assembly